Papilio xuthus (Asian swallowtail) is the source of this 2623-nucleotide messenger RNA. Its product is annotated as oxysterol-binding protein-related protein 1. Gene Ontology annotation, biological process: protein K6-linked ubiquitination. The transcript is spliced from 15 exons. Lineage: Eukaryota; Metazoa; Arthropoda; Insecta; Lepidoptera; Papilionidae. Gene Ontology annotation, cellular component: BRCA1-BARD1 complex; BRCA1-A complex. The record is from RefSeq and is a predicted model, not a curated record. Gene Ontology annotation, molecular function: protein binding; ubiquitin-protein transferase activity. The coding region runs from base 330 to 2171 and encodes 613 amino acids.
AUGACGCAAUUUGAGUUAUGUGAAUAAUUUAAUUUUAAUCGGUUAACGCAGUAAAUAAUUCAAUGGUGCGUCUCCUACUUUGUUUCAGUGUAAAAAAAUUGUGUACAACGUUUGUGAUUUAGUUGAAACGUCAUCCGCAUAUCAUGUUAUUAUCAAAAUAGUGUUAAAUUCUGCGAUAUGUAAUAAAAACGAAAUUUGUUCUAGUUUUUAUUUAGUACUAUAAAGUUCUUAUUUGUCAUUAAGGAUUUAAUAGCUGUUAAGUCGCGGAAAUAGUAGAAUCCUUGCAUCUUGUAUUCGAGAAGAAAAUUUCACAAACACCAAACUGAAUAAUGUCUUCAAAAGAUGAUACUGGCCGAGAAGCUGAAGAAUCUCUGUUAUAUUCAGCCAGACACGGAGAAUUAUCGGUCGUUAAAGCUUUGCUUGAAGCAAAAAGAGAGGGAAAAUUAACAUUGGACAUUAACUGCAAAGGCAAAAGCAGAAUAAACUAUGGCUGGACACCGCUACAUUUGGCUACAUACUUUGCGCACAAGGAAGUUGUUGAGGUGCUGCUCGACAGCGGCGUAAAUGUUGACGAAGUUAACGACAAUGGCGACACUGCACUGCACAAAGCUUCAUUCACUGGAAACGAAGAACUAGUGAUCCUCCUACUAAACUACAAAGCGGAUGUCAACAUAAUGAAUGGUGAAGGUCAGACUGCGUGUGACGUCAGCAAGACACAUGAUGUACAGCGGCUGUUGGAAGCAGCACAGAGAGCUGAGCGAGUGGACAAGGAACGGCAGCUCCUCACUGCAGCUAAAGACGGACGAGUUGAAGAAGUUCAGGCAUUGCUAAGUGGUGUGAGUCCUCCCAACAUAAACUGUGUGGACAGUCAAGGUAACUCGGGGCUGCACUGUGCGGCGUACCGCGGGCAGGCGCGAGUCGCCGUCCUCCUGCUGCAGAACGGCAUUGACACCACGCUCAGGAACAAUACUGGUCAGCUGGCGAUAGACCUGGCGAAGGACGAUGAUAUGCGCGAGGUGCUGAGCGUGCGCCCGGUGCAGAAGCUGCAGCGCACCGCAGCCAGGUUCGAGGGGCCUCUGCUCAAGAAAUCCCGUUUCCUCGGCUGGAGGCCAGUUUGGGCGGUGCUACAACGCGGCGUGCUGAUGUACUACGGGUCGCGGGCGGAGGCGGCGCGGUGCGGGGCGGGGCGGGGCGGCGGCGGGGGCGGGGCCAAGAAGUACCUGGACGGAGCGCGGCUGACGGCGCCCCCCGCACAGCCCGCCCUCCUGCUGCUGCACUACAGCGACGGUGACAGCCAUCGCCUCGCUGUUGAUGCUGCGGAGCCGGACACGCUCGCCUGCAGACAGUCAUGGAUAACAGCACUGAACGAGCACAUCGCGUACUCCGGCCACUACCUGUGGGCGGGCGCCGGCCCUGAGACCGCCAAGGAGGCCACCGAGGACGACGACUGCAAGCCACUUGGGUCGAUGCAGGACGCGCUGACGACGGCCAACAACCGGCUGGCGGUGCUGGAGACGCAGCUGCGGGAGUGCGGCGCCAUCCUCUCCGCGCUCGACAACACCGCCGCACUCGGCAACUCCCUGCACCACUCCGCCUACAUGAGGUUCCAGCACGCGUGCGGCACGGGGGCGGAGGCGCUGAGCGCGCUGCGGCACUGCGCCGCGCUCGUCGCGCAGGCACGCGACAGGGACCAUGCCAAGCUCGCCAGAGAGUUAGAACGCAACCGCGUGCUGGAGGAGGCGCUGGCCGCGCUCGCGAGGACGCACCACGCCCUAGAGAUGUCAGUCGCUGACGAGAUCACAAAGAGUAAAAGAAAAAAGAAAUUAUCACAAACCGAAUCGAAAGAAAAUUUCUUUGAUGUAUAUGACGAGUCAGGCGACGAUGACGACGACACGCUGGUGACGGCGGGGCUGUCCAGUCCGCUGGGCGCGCUCAGCCCCUGGGGCAGCAGUCCUGACCUCACGCGACACACGCCCAUCGGAAGUGUUGAUAGUGAAGAAGAUGAGAAGACAGCAACAAACGAGGGCAAGCUGGAGCGCGCGGUGUCGGGGUCGUCGUGGUCGUUCCGCAGCGAGUGCUCGCGCGGCACGCUGGUGUCGCAGGACGGGCACGUGUACCGCAACGCCCGCCCCUACCGCAGCCCCGCCACGCCCAGUUCUGACAAAUCGUAGUAGGGCUGUAUAAAGCACAUCACAGGACACAGCAUUUAUCUUAUGACAUUUAGCACAAACAUGGUAACACAUUUUAAAUAUUUCCAUAAAUAUUUAAAAGGAAUUAUUAUUAAUUCAUAUUAAAUGUACUGUUUCAUAUGAUUUAGGUUUUCAUGAAAUAUACUUGCCAAGAAAAAAUAUUAUAUUUUAAAAGAUGACAAUUAUUUUUGUUUAUGGCCUGUAAGACAGGAAAAUGAGUAAAAGGUUUUAAGAGAUUCAACUAACAGGAAAUUAGCUGUGCGUUUCCACUGCCAAUAUACUUGUAUGAAAACAUAUGCCUUUUCAUUGGAUAUACCAAUAUGUAUAAAUACAUGUAUUUCGGUAGUGUAAACUCAUGUUAAAUUACUGGAUACGCCGAUAUUAUGUUAGAUUGUGGUAUUCUUGCGAUUUCUAAGAAAUUAUUUAUUUUGAAA